AUGGCUGAAAGUGGAGCAGUGUAUGAAUCAUCAGCAGAGUCGAAGUCGUUCUUUAGGAGGCACUGGGAAGGCUACAAAGAGUUCUGGAGCGAGAGAUUCUCCAUUUUGGAUAACUAUUCGAGGUUUGUCAAAAGAGAGAAGCCUCUCCCUUCUUGGUCUGACUCUGAUGUAGAGGAGUUCAUCGCCUCUGACCCAGUUCAUGGCCCCACACUUAAGACUGCCCGUGAAGCAGCAAAAUAUGGUGCCCUCGGAAGCCUGAUUGGAGCAGUUUCCACUGCGGGUUUUGCUUGGAAAUAUUCAAGGAGUCCCCAUGGUGCUGCAUUAUCUUUUGGAGCAGGAGCUAUAUUUGGGUGGACAUUUGGACAGGAAAUUGGAAACCACAGCCUGCAACUUUACAGGUUGGAUACCAUGGCUUCUCAGGAAGCUUCCAAUAUGGAUUUGCCUGCUGCUUGUUUCCCAGAGAAUGGAUAUGAUAGAACACGUGUUUUCUAUGAAACAUUUCUAUACCCCGAAACCCACAAACUAUUGGGACCUAAUAAUACAUAUGGAAUAUUGAAUAUUCACUAUGGAUGGGGAUGUUAUAUUGCACAUAAAAGUGGGGAUGACCAUCAACCCUGCCCCUCCCAUUCAUAUGCCAAGCCAAAAACUUCUACAACUGUUCAACAACAGCUUUAA
Ilex paraguariensis (yerba mate) is the source of this 675-nucleotide messenger RNA. The record is from the annotation of a GenBank genome assembly. NCBI's taxonomy places the organism in Eukaryota, Viridiplantae, Streptophyta, Magnoliopsida, Aquifoliales, Aquifoliaceae.